Pleuronectes platessa (European plaice) is the source of this 3334-nucleotide messenger RNA. It is a transcript of the gene slco2b1, whose product is annotated as solute carrier organic anion transporter family, member 2B1. The transcript is spliced from 15 exons. Lineage: Eukaryota; Metazoa; Chordata; Actinopteri; Pleuronectiformes; Pleuronectidae. Gene Ontology annotation, biological process: bile acid and bile salt transport; sodium-independent organic anion transport; transmembrane transport. Gene Ontology annotation, cellular component: membrane. Gene Ontology annotation, molecular function: protein binding; bile acid transmembrane transporter activity. The record is from RefSeq and is a predicted model, not a curated record. Bases 622 to 2571 code for a protein of 649 amino acids.
ACAUAGUGAAGCGGGCACCAGGCUCAUGAACUGGUCCUUUAAAGAUACAAAUAACAAGUGAAAGACUGAGAGACAAGUUUGAGCCAAAGGGUCUUUAGCAGUUGAAGCAGACUCAUUUAGUUUAAAUCCUGUUUGAGGAUCAGAUUCUUCCUCUUCUUGUCCUGCUUCCAGGUCAAAUUCCAGCUGCUCCUCCUCCUCCUCCUCCUCCUCCUCCUCCUCGGCUGUGGGGCGGUGGAGUGUUGACGCUGAAGGUUUGAAACUAUGCAGCAAAGUGAAAGGAGGAAGCAGAGAUCUUUUCUGCAGCUGCCGUCACAGUGAGUCUGAAAACUUCUGCUGCUUCACACACGUUAAACUGAUGAAGUGAUUUGUUGAUUCUCCUGCUGCCUCUGGAUCUUUGAAGACUUCUGUCCUGCUGCCUCUGGAUCUGUGAAGACUUCUGUUCUGCUGCCUCUGGAUCUGUGAAGACUUCUGUUCUGCUGCCUCUGGAUCAGUGAAGGCUUCUGUCCUGCUGCUCACUUCCAGGAAGGACUUCACUGCAGCUUCAUCCAGACUCACUGGGAACAGGUCACAGAGACAACCCUAACCCUUUCUAAUAAGCUCUCUUCUGCUACAGACUGAAUCAUGGGGGUGGAUGAAGUCCGAGUGACCUCUGACCCCUCAGGGUCACGACCUCGUGCUCGACCUCAGGGUGUGUUCCACAGCAUCAAGUUCUUCGUGUUGUGCCACAGUCUCCUGCAGCUGGCCCAGCUGCUGGUGUCAGGCUACAUGAAGAGCUCCAUCUCCACCAUCGAGAGACGUUAUGGUCUCUCCAGUCAGAAGUCCGGGCUCCUCGCCGCCUUCAACGAGGUUGGAAACACGAUGCUCAUCGUCUUCGUGAGCUUCUUGGGGAGUCGAGUCCACCGGCCGCGGUUCAUCGGGGGCGGAGCUCUGCUGGCCGGCCUCGCCUCGCUGAUGAUGGCGCUGCCGCACUUCUUGAGUGGACCGUAUGACUACAGCAGCUCCACCAGCUCAGCCUCCAGUCUUAACAGCAGCCUCUGCCAAUCAACAAACGUCUUCAGCACCUCCUCAUCCAAUCAGAGCUGCAGCCGGCAGCAGAGUCCCACCCAGGAAAGGGUGUACCCUCUGCUGCUAUUGGCUCAGCUGCUGCUGGGGGUUGCAUCCGUUCCCAUCCAGCCCUUUGGGAUCUCCUACAUCGACGACUACGCCAGCAAGAGGAACGCUCCGCUUUACCUCGGAAUCCUCCUCGCCGUGACGUCCAUCGGUCCGGCCCUCGGCUUCAUCACCAGCUCCCAGAUGCUGAGACUCUACGUGGACUUUGACAAGUUGUCCACAGACCAGAUCCGGCUGGAGUCCAAAGACCUUCGCUGGGUCGGCGCCUGGUGGCUCGGCUUCCUGGUGGCCUCCGGCCUCCUGGUCCUCGUGGCGCUGCCGUACCUCUUCUUCCCCAGAGUCAUGCCCAGAGAGGGCGGAGUGGACGAUGCAGAGUCCAGACCGGACGACCAGCUGCAGCAUCUCCCCGUCCUUCAGUUCCUCAAAAGUUUCCCUCGGAUCGCUCUGCGGACGCUGCAGAGCCCCGUCUUCCUGCUGGUGGUGCUGGCGCAGGUCAACCUGGCAGCGCUGCUCGCCGGCCUCGCCACCUUCAUGGCCAAGUUCAUCGAGAGACAGUUCAGUCAGACCGUCUCCUUCUCCACGCUGAUGAUAGGAGGAGUCGGGAUCCCGAUGGCAGUGCUGGGCACCGUCCUGGGCGGAGUCCUGAUGCGGAGGUUGAAUCUUUCUGUCAGUGGAGCCAGCAAGUUGUGCACCAUCGCCAUCCUGCUCUGCAUCAUGUCCUCCGUGCCGCUGCUGCUCAUUGGCUGCUCCACCCAGAGGGUCGCCGGUGUCUUUCCUCCAGACCCUGAUGCACUGUCGUGCAGUUCCAGCUGUGGUUGUCCUCAGGACGUCUUCAACCCGGUCUGUGGUUCAGACGGGGUCGAGUUCCGGUCACCGUGUCACGCCGGCUGCGAGGGGAUGGAGAUAAAACACAAAGUCACUAACUACACAGAGUGUCGCUGCGUCACCGGUCUCAAACACGCGGCUCCUGGAACCUGCGGCAGCGGCUGUGCCCACCUGCUCCGCCCCUUCAUGGCUCUUCUGGGAAUCACCAGCUUCAUCGCCGCUUUCUCUCAGACGCCGUCAUACAUGAUGAUUCUCAGGACGGUGUCGACAGAGGACAAGUCCUUUGCUGUGGGAGUUCAGUACAUGUUGUUCAGAAUGCUCGCCUUCAUGCCCAGCCCCGUGUUGUACGGCAGCGUCAUCGACACCACCUGCAUCCUGUGGGGCAGGAAGUGCGACAAGCAAACGUCCUGUCUGUACUACAACCUGGACCGAUUCAGACAGAGGUUCCUGGGUUUGCAGGUCGUAUUCGUGUGCGGGGGAAUGCUCUGCUUCCUGUUGACCAUCGUGGUCCUGCGGCGCUCGACCAGACGUCAGGAACCAGAGGAGGACGGGAAGGGGUACGAGCUGGUGACGGAGCAGAAAACACCUGAGGACGCAUCAUCUAGAGGGAAAGAAGAAAAAGGUGUGAAGACCUGAGGAGAGGAAACCAGAGGUCGCAGGGAAAGACAGAGGACGUCUGACCAGAGAGCCGGAGGGAGGAGAGGAGGAAGAAGAAGAAGAAGAAGAAGAAGAAGAAGAAGAAGAAGAAGAAGAAGAAGAAGAAGAAGAAGAAGAAGAAGAAGAAGAAGAGUGGAGAUGGUCAGAGAUGCUGCUGCAGUGUUUCUGCUGAGUCGUCUGACGUCAUGUGUCUAAGAGCUUUUAUUUUUGUAACUGUCCGAUCGCUGCUGUGUUCCUUCAUAAGCUGAUAUAUUCUCAGAUAUAUUUGAUUUUACAUGUUAAUACACUUUUCUUUAUAUAAUGCAGAAGUCCAAAAUUAUUACUUCAACAAAUGUGAACUCUGAAGCCACUCGAUGACGUCACAGGCUCCACUCCACCAUUAACUUUUCAUCUAGCGCCACCAUGAGGUUACAACUAAAGGAUGAAAUGUCAUUAAAUGUGAUUCAGAACUAGAUCUGCGCCAGCUGUACUUUGUACUUAGUAUCAAUUAGCACGUGUUAGCAUGCUAACAUGGUAAAUCACAGACUCGUCUGCACUGGGUGGUAUCAAGGUCCCGCCCAAACACACCCUCGGCCAAUCAGGAGUCAGUCUCAACUGUCAAUCACAACGUCUCAGCCAGUUUUUAUACCAUCAAAUAACUAAUGAUGGCUUCACUCUCACUGGACUUUGGACCAAUCACAGAGAACCUUCUGGUCUUUUAUAAAAAUGUAAUGAUGAUGUAAUAAACUCUUCAAUCUUCAAA